UCCGGGAUUACGAUAUUGCCAGUAAAUUAUUUUCUAUAAAUUAUUAAGCUAUAAUUCAAGUUCGUUUUGUUUUAGCGCCAACGUGCAUCGUAGUCUAUAUUUGUUUACAUUGAACAGCGCAAUUCUAUGCGCCGGGUCAAUAAAACAAGGCCUUGUUUAUCGUAUAACAUUUAUACACUUAAUCAUUAGUGUUUAUAUUAUCAGUAGUCACAGAUAACUUACCUUAUCAAGUGUUAUUAAGUUGUUAAAUUGGCAUUUUUAUACAGCCGCAAAUGUAAAAAGAUCGAAGCCAUGCUUUUGUACGAGCCUCGUUCUGGAUUUUUUGAGAGUUACUUCCGGGUUUUUGUCAAUGCUAUUUUUGACGUCUGUCACACUGUGUGAGUUAGGAAAUUAUUUAGUCAUGCAGGCUCAAGUCAAGUUGCCACCAAAGAGAGGAAGGGCGUAUCGAUGUUUAAAGGGAGAUGACUUCGUGGGAGAGAGGGGAAAAGUAAUUUCCCACAUCUACAAGAUGCAUCUACCUCUUGACCAAUCACCAUAUUUUUGUACUUUAUGCACCUUUAGAUGCAUGAAGUUGGAGCAGCUGGCAACGCAUGUGUCUGCGUACAAAGACCACAUAGACAGGGUGAGAAGAGCGGAGGAAAGUGGAGAAGAGGUGGAUGAGGCAAUCCACUUGAAGGAAUCUACUUGUCCGUAUAUAGUAGCAGAUGGCCUCGACAUGGAGCGGUUGUCAGCUGAUGAGUCCAAUAGUCUGUGGCAACAAAGGGCAGGUCAACGAUUUAAAAACAACACUGUUUCUAAAGCUGUCCAACCAUUGCCAGCACCUCAGCCAGUGACGGCCAUAUGUGUCCCAACAGCAGCACCAGUCACCACCACAACAUCGGAACCUUCAGCAACUGAAGUGACAGUGGUCGAAGCUAUGCCAGACAACUUGUCAUUAUGGAGUUUUUUAAACUCCCCAGCGGAGAUCCAGGAGCCACCUUCAGCGAUUAUUCCACCAGCUGUCGAGGAAACUCAGAAAAGACAUUCCAGGUCCCAGUCGAGGUCACGGUCAAGGUCACGGUCGAGAUCUCCCGAGUCUUCUGCUUCAUCAGAUAGCUGUAGAGAUCAAAUGGUAAAAUUGACACAGGCGGUCGUGGAAAUAGUCAGGGAUAACAGGGAGCAAAUGAUAAUAUUUGCUAAAGCCAUCGACGACCUAACAGCUGCAAUUAGGCAACAGAACGAGCUGGUGAAAGAGGAGCGAGAGGAAAGAAGAGAGAGAGAGAGAAGAGAGACAGAGAGAGAGAGAAGAGAGAUGGAGAGGCAGAGAAGAGAGACGGAGAGAGAAAGGAGAGUUACAGAGAAGGAGAGAGAGAACAGAGAGACCGGAGUGAGAGAACUGAAUGGAAGAAGAGACUGGGGAAAGGAGAACAGAGAGAGGGACAUCGACGACAGACGACAUUGGAGGCACGAGCGGCCACAGCGGACGUAACAUCAGUAUCAUUACCAAUUGUAUAGUUAGUUAUGUAGCAGAUAUGGUUUAAAACAAGAAUAUUCUUUCAUCACAAAAUGUUGAUAUAUUUUCAUGUCUCCAAUUAAUUAUUAUUAUUAUAAGUAUUAUAAGACAAAGAAAUAACUGACUAUCAUAAAAGAAAUGUUUUUAAUGUGCAGUUAUGUAUGUAAGUUAAAGAUAAGAUAUCAGAGAGGCAUGGAAGGGCGGAAGAAUUGAGUAGAAAAGGAUGGGAAGGAUGCCAGGAGGUCAGGAUGCCCGAACGACCAACGAGGUGACGAGCAUGACCAGAGAUGGCAAUCGGCAGUUAAUUAUUUUUUUUUACUGUUCACAAUUAAUUUCAACCAUCUGUUUUCCGUCAAUUUUUUUGGUCAAUUUUUGUCAAGAUUGUGGUUGAUCUGUAAUAUAAAGAGAGAUACAUAAUGUAUAUUAUGCAUAUAAUAAUAUCAGUGAAUUAGGGCAUAUGGAAUGUAUUAUCCACAAAUAUAGACUGAAUUUUGAUGCAAGGUGUGAUAUUCUAAAUGAAGUGCACAGUUGGCUCUUUUAAUGAUAGAUGAAUUAUUUCAAGUUAUGUGCGUUUGCGAGGACGCUUAAACGUUUAAGCAGAGGGUAAUGUGAGAAUCCGGGAUUACGAUAUUGCCAGUAAAUUAUUUUCUAUAAAUUAUUAAGCUAUAAUUCAAGUUCGUUUUGUUUUAGCGCCAACGUGCAUCGUAGUCUAUAUUUGUUUACAUUGAACAGCGCAAUUCUAUGCGCCGGGUCAAUAAAACAAGGCCUUGUUUAUCGUAUAACAUUUAUACACUUAAUCAUUAGUGUUUAUAUUAUCAGUAGUCACAGAUAACUUACCUUAUCAAGUGUUAUUAAGUUGUUAAAUUGGCAUUUUUAUACAGCCGCAAAUGUAAAAAGAUCGAAGCCAUGCUUUUGUACGAGCCUCGUUCUGGAUUUUUUGAGAGUUACUUCCGGGUUUUUGUCAAUGCUAUUUUUGACGUCUGUCACACUGUGUGAGUUAGGUAAAUAUUAGUAAUUUCAGAUAUUACUAAUGUAACUUAUAUCUAAUUCGGAAUGGAUAUGGAACUUAUAUUUAUUUGUGUAUAUAUGCUUAAUUGUAUUUAUUUCGUUCCCAUUAUAGCAUAGUAAUUAAGGUAUAAAGGCCUGUAGGGCCUAAUGACGUUAGCCAGUAGUAAAUGACGUCAUUGGUUUUCUAACCCGCACUGCGGGAUUUACAAAUUCUGCAAUGCAGGAUUGUACCCCGCACUGCUGGAUUUUACCCCGUUUUGCGGAAUGCAUAAUUCUGCAGUGUUGGAUAUUAACCAGUAUUGCUGGAUUUUGGCGGGGGUAUAAAUACGAAUCCCGCAAUGAUUUGUCAGUUUCGGUCAGACGUUCGCCCCGAUAGGUGGGUUGGGUUUAUUAACAGAAUACUAAAUUAUACGGGUUUUACAUGUGUAUGUUAUUGGGAUAACUUGUAGAGACCAAACUCACAACCUUAAUGAUUAGAUAAUUAAUAAAGAUUAAAGGGUAUUAUUUUCGGUAUUUAUUAUUCAUAGAAUUUAGGGAGAUAGACAGCACCCAUUACACAAAAGAGGUGUAUGCCCCGGGUGUUGUGGUUUUUAUGUGGCAAAGUUUAAGGCAUAUUAUAUAGAGGGAUUGAGUUAGAGAGAUGCCCAUGUAGUGGAAGUAGGUCUGUGUACCCAGACAAAGUAUUUAAAGUGUAUAUUCUUGCUGAUAUUGAUGUUCUUGGUCCAAAAUUAAGUUUGUGUAUAUCAUAACGUUGGAGACUUAGUAUAUUAGGAAUAAUUAUUAUUAAGCAACUUACCUGUUUCAGGUGAAUAAGACUCAGUCUUUUAAAGUAAUUUAAGAAUUGUGGUAUAUUUCAAAGCCUGAAAGUAACUUAGCCAUGUUUAUUCAAUUAUUUAUGUGAAUUUUAUUACUAAAUGAAUCAGUGAACAUACAGUUCAACUGCGAAUGUAAUUUGAGGUUAUUGUUAAAUAAAUAUUGUUGAAUUUUAA
Molecule: messenger RNA, 3489 nt
Organism: Gigantopelta aegis
Lineage: Eukaryota; Metazoa; Mollusca; Gastropoda; Neomphalida; Peltospiridae
Product: MAP7 domain-containing protein 1-like
Exons: 2
Coding region: 350-1468 (372 amino acids)
Source: RefSeq, a predicted model, not a curated record